Messenger RNA from Metopolophium dirhodum (rose-grain aphid), 1686 nucleotides. Its product is annotated as trace amine-associated receptor 4-like. The coding region runs from base 256 to 1530 and encodes 424 amino acids. Gene Ontology annotation, molecular function: G protein-coupled receptor activity. The record is from RefSeq and is a predicted model, not a curated record. Gene Ontology annotation, cellular component: membrane. The transcript is spliced from 5 exons. Gene Ontology annotation, biological process: G protein-coupled receptor signaling pathway. Lineage: Eukaryota; Metazoa; Arthropoda; Insecta; Hemiptera; Aphididae.
GACAAACGUAGUCGAAUCGUAUGUAUCACACUUACUACUUAGGUAAUUUAUUUUAAUUUGUUUGCUAGCAGUAUAAACACAAACAUCAAAAAGAAACUAAAUUCAUUCCAUCGAAUUAUUGCACAACAAAAAGUUUCAAUGCAACGCUCUUCAGAAGCAUAACAUAAAAAAAACGACAAGGCCCGAGGACAGAUCAAAUAUAGGCACGUCGCCGCUGAUCCAGGCAACGUCCGCGAGUGCUGCAGGGCGCGCAAUAUGGAAACCGCGGACAGCAUCAGCGACCGAUGCAACUACACGAGACCGAUGCCGAACAACACGUGGGAAAACGACGUGGUGGACGCGCACUACUCGCACUUUCUGUACAUCACGUUCACGCCGGUGCUGAUAUCGCUGUGCGUGUUCUCGAUAAUAUUCAACGUGAUCCUGCUGCUGUCGGUGCUGUGGAUCCGGCGGCCGCUAUCGCCGACCCUGUACAUCAGCCUCAGCCUGGCCGGCACCGAUCUGUACACGUCGUUCCUGCUGGGCCUCAGCUUCACCGUCAACAGCCUGCUGCCCGAGGGCUUCCAGGUGUACCUGAUGGACACGUGCACCAGCCUGGGCCUAGAGGCGCUCCGGCUCGGGGCCAUAGUCACCACCGCGGGCCAUCUCAUCGUGUUGGCGUUCAACCACUACAUCGGCAUCCUGCGGCCGCUCCACUACCCGGCCACCGUAACGCACGGCACCGUCACCGUGUUCGUGUUCUUCCUGUGGACGCUACCGCCGUCGUUCCUGUUCGCCUACUUCAACAUGAUACCCUGCCAGGCGUUCCAAUCGCCGCAGUGUCAGCUAUACGAUUUUUUAAAAGAAUCAAAAUUCAGAAGUACAUUUUCGGCUGUACUAUUUGCUGCUCUCGCCACUAUGGGAAUAGUAUACUAUCAUAUAUUUAUAUUGGUGAAAAAACAUCAAGCUUCUCGCCUCCUGUACAAACAGAGCGGCAGUGUGCAUUUUAAUAAACCAAAUCAAGUACAUAGACAAACAGAAUCGCAACAGAGUAAAAACGAAAAGGCGCUUUACACAACGUUACUAAUUGUUGGAAGUGUUGUAGUUGGAUGGAUGCCAGCAUGUUUACAAUACUACCUGAUAUGUACUGAUUGUAUAAUUCAACCAAAUUGGGCCAGUUUCACUGUGAGGUUUUAUACAUACUUUGCAACUAAUUGUCUUGUAAUUCUUAAAUCAGCAGUAAACUCAUAUAUUUACGCAGCAAGAAUGCAAGAAAUUCAGGUAGCAAUACGUAAAAUGUACUGUACUUUAAAACAAAAACUAUGCGGUGGCAACGAUGAAAUGGAUGUUGCUGGAUUUGACCAAUACAAAUAUAGUAGAUCAUCAGCAAAAAGCAGAAGAACAGUCAUAUGCAGAAUAUCAGUUCAUCAAAAUAAAGAUGAAAACUUAACAGAAAUCAACCAGGAUAAUAUAAAUAAUGAUCAUGAGUUAACAAGCUUUAGUAAUUGUUCUAAAAAAAAUGAAACCCCUAACACAGUGACAUACCUUUAAAAUUAUUAUUAUUAUUUUCUAUGUACAUUUUUGUGUUUAUAACUUAUAUAAAUGACCAUUAUUACAUAUUUAUUAAUAAACUGUUUAUUCUAUAAGUUUUACCUUUUAAAAUAAUUAUAUUAACAAUGCAUAUUAUUUAAAAUAUUCUGAAAAUAA